Molecule: messenger RNA, 1221 nt
Organism: Triticum dicoccoides
Lineage: Eukaryota; Viridiplantae; Streptophyta; Magnoliopsida; Poales; Poaceae
Product: E3 ubiquitin-protein ligase RFWD3-like
Exons: 7
Coding region: 54-962 (302 amino acids)
Biological process (GO): protein ubiquitination; interstrand cross-link repair
Cellular component (GO): nucleus
Molecular function (GO): ubiquitin-protein transferase activity
Source: RefSeq, a predicted model, not a curated record
CCUCAGUCGCCUGAAGCUUCUUCAUCUUCAGAGUCGCAAUCCACUCCCCUUCCAUGCCGUCCUCGCCGUCGCGGCCGCCGGCGGCGGAGGAGGUCUCCGACGAUGAGAUGUCCGACGGAGAGGUACCGCCUCGCCAGUCCGCGGCGUCCUUAGUCAGGGGAGCGGCGAACCGCGCCGCGCCGGGCUCGGCCGGCGAAGAGGAAGAGGAGAUUUACGACGACGACGACGACGAGAGCUCCGAUUACGACAACUCCUACGACGACGACGACGAAUCCGAUGAGAGCGGCUCGUACUACGAAGACGGCGAGGAGGAGGAGGAGGAGGGCGCCCGCGGGGACAGGGCCUCCGGGCGCGCGGAGGAGGAGGAGGCUGCGCCGGCCGGCGUGGGCGGCGGCGCGGAGGCGGAGGGGAGUCCCCGGGCGGCGGCCACCUGCUGCAUCUGCAUGGAUUCCUGGGCCUCCUACGGCGCUCACCGCAUCUGCUGCAUUCCCUGUGGACAUGUCUACGGCAGAUCCUGCUUGGAGAGGUGGCUGCGCCGCGGCGGCAACACGAGCGCCAAGUGCCCUCAGUGCAGUGAAAGGUUCAAGCACAGGCACAUCAUCAAUCUCUACUCGUCGUCGGUGCAUCUCUGGAACGAUUGCUGCCUCAAAGAGGCUGGUCGUGGGCAUGGGGCCGAAGGCUCAUGGUCGACAGCCGGUUCUGGAUGCCGUGGUCACUCCUUCUAUCUCCUACACACAGGUCCAAGCUACCGACCCGAGCCUGAGCCAGCGCAUGAGCACGACCAUGACAGGUGCGUAGUCACACUCCCUCCUAGCCGAGCGGCACUAUGCCUACAUGGAGUACACACGCCAGGAGACUAUGGCGUGGAGCGCAAGAUUUGCAGCCGUCGAGGACCACAACACUCGCAUGAUGACGCAUGUAGCUCAUUUGUGAGAGCAUGGCGGCCCGCACGGUUCCUCUAAUGGAACCACCACCACCUAUUGGACCACAACCAGUGCUGCUUACCUUCGAGGAAUUUCUGGCACAACACCCAGGGACUACGGUGGGAAUCGGUGGAUCAUUCGUUGGUGGUGAUGUCGGUCAGGGCGUCACUCCCGAGUCACGGAGCCCGGUCACUCCGAUCCAUCGAGGCGGUGGCGGUCUUGGCGGUAGCGUUGCCGCUAGCAGUGACGACCUGGGCUUUGUCGGACUUGGCGGUGGUGGUGGACGUCCUGGCGCUUA